Messenger RNA from Pelodiscus sinensis (Chinese soft-shelled turtle), 5229 nucleotides. RefSeq names its product paired box 9 (gene PAX9). Gene Ontology annotation, molecular function: DNA-binding transcription factor activity, RNA polymerase II-specific; RNA polymerase II cis-regulatory region sequence-specific DNA binding. The record is from RefSeq and is a predicted model, not a curated record. Gene Ontology annotation, biological process: regulation of transcription by RNA polymerase II; anatomical structure development. Lineage: Eukaryota; Metazoa; Chordata; Testudines; Trionychidae.
GCUGUGAGAUUGAAAUGCAGAACUCAAGUCUCUUUCAUCGGGAAACAGACUUCCUUUUAGCUUUUUUCCUUACAUUCUUGCCCUCUCCUAGAGUGGGAAUCAGAGGGACCCGUGGACUUUUCCAGCCGGGAUUGCAGGAGGCCGGGAGACUGAAGCUGGUUGUUAAGUUCCCCUUUGGAAGCUUAGAGUAGCAGUCUCACUGGUGUCCUGCUCAGAGCAAUGGAACCUGCCUUUGGGGAAGUGAACCAGCUCGGAGGGGUGUUUGUGAACGGGAGACCCUUGCCCAAUGCCAUCAGGCUCCGGAUUGUGGAAUUGGCCCAACUGGGCAUCAGACCCUGUGACAUCAGCCGACAACUGCGGGUUUCCCAUGGCUGUGUCAGCAAAAUCCUGGCUCGCUACAAUGAGACUGGCUCCAUCUUGCCCGGGGCGAUCGGAGGCAGCAAGCCUAGGGUCACCACCCCCACGGUGGUGAAACAUAUCCGGACCUACAAACAAAGAGACCCGGGCAUUUUUGCCUGGGAGAUCCGAGACCGACUGCUGGCGGACGGCGUGUGUGACAAGUACAAUGUGCCUUCGGUCAGCUCCAUCAGCCGGAUCCUCCGGAACAAAAUCGGAAACCUCUCGCAGCAGAGUCAUUACGAAUCUUACAAACAGCAUCAACCCCCUCCCCAGCCGGCUCUGCCUUACAACCACAUAUACUCCUAUCCCAGCCCCAUCGCUGCCGCAGGAGCCAAAGUGCCGACCCCGCCAGGAGUGCCCGCAAUCCCCAGCACCAUGGCAAUGCCUAGGACCUGGCCCUCUUCCCAUUCGGUCACGGAUAUCCUGGGCAUCAGGUCCAUAACAGACCAAGUGAGUGACAGCUCGGCCUAUCACAGCCCCAAAGUGGAAGACUGGAGCAGCCUGAGCAGAAACAGCUUCCCCCCUUCCGCCCAGCACGCUGUGAACGGGCUCGAGAAGAGCUCCCUGGAGCAGGAGGCCAAGUACAGCCAGGCGCCAAAUGGUCUUCCAGCGGUCAGUGGUUUUGUCUCAGCACCAACGAUGGCCCCUUACCCUACAGCAGCUCAGGUGUCACCUUAUAUGACAUACAGUGCAGCCCCUUCUGGUUAUGUAACAGGCCAUGGUUGGCAGCAUGCUGGAGGGACUCCGCUCUCCCCUCACAACUGUGAUAUUCCUGCAUCGCUGGCAUUCAAGGGCAUGCAGACAGCCCGAGAAGGUAGUCACUCUGUCACAGCCUCUGCUCUCUGAUAUAAAAAUCAUCCUAGAAAAAAACUCAACCUUUUUCAUCCCCUCCUUGGCUCAGAGACUGAACUUUUGUGUUGGUGACAUUUACAGAUUUCUCCCCCUGACCUUUCUCCCACAAAAUCUUUGGACUGAACUAGUGAAAACAACAAAAGAAGUUGAUCCAUGGGUUUUUGCCCAUGCACUGUUUGAACUAAAGAAGAUGAUGCAUCCCUCAAAGGGCUGAUGGAACUGUAGUCUGACUAUUCAUUGGUAAAACCACCCGUAUUUAUUCUUAAUCAACAAGAACUCUUUAAACGUGCAAUUGUCAUUGAGAUUGUAUAAAAUCAAUAAAGAACAAUCAAUAGGGAAAGUUAUGCUAUGCUUCUAAUCAACAAAAGUGGCCAAACAGAGGUUAUUUGCUAAUGAUCUGUCUCUAGAGAACAAAUCCUUUAUCGACAAGGUUAAGUGAUCCACUGUUAUUGCUAAGAUAUUGCUUUUUUUGCUUGUUUAUGAAAUAUAGAGCCAAGACAAUAUGCGGCUCUCACACUCUUCCUGUAUUUCAUCCUGUUACAAAACCAGUAACAUGUUUGUAUUUUCUAUCUGUUUGUAAAUAUAAGCUUUAGACAGCAUUUGUGUUUCCAUGCCACAGUACAUUUCUGCGUCUUUUUGGACGUUAAAAGUGACUUUGUAGGUCAUUUCUGUUUUUUGGUUAGUGGUGGCAAAAGUCUCAGGUGACUGAGGAUUAGGCAGUUCUUUUGUCAUGUUUUGUGCAUACAGUGGAGGCUUCUACAUCUUAAAGAUAUUUUGUUUCUUCAGUUGAGGACUCAAAGGCAAAUGACCAAAUAAAUUCUCCCAGGUCAAACCCAUCUCCCAGAGUCAUGACACAACCACACAUAUGCCCAGGGUACAAAAGAGAUGUAGGUGGAAAAUAGCUGAACAAAUAUAAGAACUGUAGAGGAAAGUGAUUUAGAAGCCUAAGUGUAAUGUGAAACUUGUGCAGAGACACUUAAAAAGUCAAAUUAAGUUAACAAAACCACUGUGAAACCAAACUGUACUGUCAUUGUUGGCUUACCUGUGUUCAGCAAUUUCAGCUCCAGGAUUAUGUUGUAAUUUUUUGAAAAGAAAAAUUGGUCUUAAAAUGUCUGGUUUAAUGAAUGUAAAAAUGGCUCCCGUUAAAGUUUACAUUGUUGUGUAUAAACAUGCUUCACUCAUAGGUUUGCUGGUGGCGGGGUGACAAAUACAUGUUUAUUUAAUGUUAAACUCCCUUUUGGCAUUUUUGUAGCUACUGGCAAGCAUUCUGUCCCAGUCAUUUUGCUUUAAACUUUUCAACUUGACAUUAAUUCCCCCAAAGUUAAUUGUUUUGGCCUUUUCAAACUUACCUGCUUUCCAAGGGCAAUAAUAAAGUUCUGAAUAUUACUCCAAAAACGUCUUCCACAUGCUUCCAGACAUGUGUGGAACACAUGCAUGAAAGAUUUGAAAAUUGGUGUGACAUUCCAUAUCAUUAAUAUAAUAUUAAUAUAUUGUGUACAUUUAUAAUUCUUGUGCAAUACCUUAAAAGAACAUCAUUAGAUAUACUUUAAAAGACUGCAUGAAUUACAUCAUCUUGAUUUCUUCUUAGCUAUAUUAGACGUUGCUUCAAUGGCGUGAUAAAAUCCAGUACCUACUAUGGGAAUUUCAUGCUUUUAUUUAUAACUCAGAUGGCCAUAGGCAGAUUUCCAUGGCACUGUAAAGGAAAUAAUGAGUAAACAGCUACAUAUGUCUUAUGAUCUGCAGUUCUACACAGAGGUACAUAAUAUGACGAGUUCAUUAACUUCAGUGGGAUUGUUCAUGGUCUGUCAGUCUUUGCAGGAUUGGCACUUAACCAGCAGCUUGCAACUUAAUGGGAAGCUUUUAAAAAAAUGUAUUUCUAUGGUAACCAUUUGUAAUUUCAUAAACAGAAUAAAGACUCCAGAUCAGGAAUAAUCAGCCAGUCAGAUGGACUCUAAGGACUGUAUUUACCUUUGAUCUUUUUAUAAAAUAUCAACUGAAUCAUCAGGACUUGUACACAGAGAACAGAGUUAUAGCUUAGUGUGAACGAAACAAAGAUUCUAGAAUUCAGCAAAAUGCCCACUGACCUAGGCCUCAAUUCAGCAAAGGAUUUCCAUAGUUGUUUAACAAUGUGCAUCAAUCCAUCUCUAUUCAGUAAAGCACUUGACCUCACAUUUCAUUUUAAGUACAUAAUUAAGGCCCACUAAAGGCAAUGGGAUUUAAGCAUGUUCUUAAGUACUUUGUUGAGUUGAAGGACUUGAUUCUGCUCUUUUACGUUAGUAAAAGUCUAGUGGCUUCAAUGGAGUCAGUCCAUAUUUAUGCCAUUGUAGCUCAGAUCAGAAUGUGGUUCAGAGAUCCUUAAUUCCAUGCUAAAGAUAAUGAUGAACUAAUUCCAGGCAAACUCCCUAUUAAAAACUACAAGGGAGAAGGAAAAAAUAGGGGGAAAUGAUGAAUAAAUGAUUCUGUUGGCAACAUGUGAUAUUUUCCAAGUUUAUUUUUAACUUUUAAACUAAUUCUUAGACAAGAUACUAUAAACUUUGGAUUUUAAGAAGCCCAUCUCUAAUCCGCAACAUACGAUCACAAAUCUAAGCCUUCCAGAACUACAGCUUUUCUAUCGCAAAGCACUAACCUGUCUAUGAUAAAAAUGCCCAUUUCAAAAGGUUGGUUCUCUUCCUUUUCCAGUCCACAGAUGCUGGCACAAUUGAAAUAAGAGUCUGCUUUCCUGUGGCUCCCAUGAGGCAUGAAUGUGUCUUUAAAUUAUAUUUAAAGGGUCAGAUGUUCAACUGCUUGAGGAUAUGGCCUAAAAUAAUUAAUCUGUGUAUAGAAAUGUAACUUAAUGCCAAACUUUGUUUCCUUUAUCUGCAUGCCUUUGUUUAGGGCCAACUCUCAGUACAUUUACUCACAGUGACUAAUACCUUCCUCCAUGAGUGGUAAGUCAGUAGGAUAGGUGUGGAGUGAGACGAAACUCACUAAGAUGAGCAAAGGUAUCUCACGUUGAUUCUUACUGAGCUAUUUAUAACUGCUUCUUGGGAGGGGCUGGAGGUUAACAUUGGUUUUUAGUGUAAAAUUACCAUGCAGAAUUUUCUGUCGUCCAAAGACUUUUCUAACAGAAUAUACAUUUGGGUUAAACUGAAAGACUGUAUAUGUUAGCUUAAUGACCUAACACAUUUAAAUUACUUUAUUUUAAGGGUAAAUGUGUCAGCGUCUGUUCUCAGUUGCAUAGAUGUAAAUCUAGAGUAAUCCCAGUGAAAUCAGUGGAGAUAAUUUGGAUUUACAUCAGCAUAAAUGACUAUCUCUAAUAGUCAACAAUGUUUUUUCACACUGUGCAAAUGGGCUCAAUCCUGCAUUCUAAAAGUACCCAAAGCUUUAAAAGUCAAUGAGAUUUGAUACUCAUUUAUAUUAUGCUUCCAGAGUGAGGAUGUAAAAUGUCCUUAGUGUAAAUAAGAAUUAAGCUUGGACCACCAAGAAUAGUGAGGGCUUGAAGAAGUAAAAAGACACAUUUUAAAAAAAAAGAUUCCACAUUUUCUGCUAAUGGUCCUCAUUUUAUCUAAAGAUCAGGCUAAACUAUAAUUAAAACUAAUAAAUCAUAUUGGAAAGGAUAUACAACAGAAGGCUGUUUAUGUAUAUACUGAAUGUUAAAAGCCUUUUAUUUUUAUAUUUUGAAUGCUCUUAAGUUAAUAAAAGAAUAAUUAUAAGGUAUUUUGUUUUUCUUUUUUCAAAAUGUUUCAAACACUUAUCUCUUACACUUCAUAAGGGUUGAUAGUAAAAUGAUCAAUUGAGGAAUGCUUGCCCGGGAGUUAUGUUCCAUUUUGUAAUUUUAAUAGAUCUAAUUUUGUGGGGUUUAGCUCCUGAAAAGACACAGCUUUGAUAUAUCAGUGUAGUCAAACCAAGACAAAGAGACAUUUUCUGUGUGUAUGUCAGUACAAGAAUGCUUUAAAUCAGAGCUACUCAACUUUGGAAGCCUUGGGGGGCCACAGUGAU